UUCCGCUUCCGGGGCCGCGAGGCGCUGGCUAGAUCCAGGCAACUGGACGGCAACAAACAGGCGGCGGCGAAAAGGGGGCUCUGUGUGACGUCACUGGCAGCCGGGUGACGUCACACAGGAGGACCUGUGCCAUCAUGCCAUAAGGAGACAGUGCAGUGCUGAAGACGCCAUGCACGUUUGAGCUGUGUCCCAUCAUGGAGGGGCCCCCGUGUGAGGAGAGGCUUCCGACUCUAGGAGCCGAGGACAACCCAACCAGCCACCCUGAACUAGUGGGAGACGGUGGCACUGAGAUGAAGAAGCUGGCUGCAGAUGGAAAGAAGGACAACGGGGAGAUAGAGGAAGAGCUGGAUCCCCGCAUACAGGAAGAAUUGGAGCGACUGAACCAGGCCAGCGAGGAGAUCAACCAGCUUGAGCUGCAGUUGGAUGAUGCCCGCACCGCCUACCGCCGAAUCCUCACCGAGUCCGCCAGACGUCUGAAUUCUCUGGCCACUCAGCUCGGAGCCUGCAUUGAAAAAGCCAGACCGUACUACGAAGCGAGGAGACUGGCCAAGGAGGCUCAGCAGGACACUCACAGCGCAGCUCUGCGGUACGAGAGGGCGGUCAGCAUGCACGCUGCUGCCCGGGAAAUGGUGUUCGUGGCUGAGCAAGGUGUCACCGCUGACAAGAACAGACUGGACCCAACGUGGCAAGAAAUGCUGAACCAUGCUACCUGCAAAGUGAACGAGGCGGAGGAGGAACGACUGCGCAGCGAGUUUGAGCACCAGCGGGUGACCCGGCUGUGCCAUGCAGCUGAAGCCAGAGUGCAGACCUUGCAGAAGAGCCUGAAACGCGUCAUCAUCAAAAGCCGCCCCUACUUCGAACUGAAGGCGCAGUUCAAUACCGUUCUAGAGGAACACAAGGCCCGUGUCACGGCUCUGGAGGUCUCGGUGUCUCAGGCCAAGCUGCGAUACUCGGAGGCGCUCCGCAAUUUGGAGCAAAUCAGCGAGGAGAUCCACGCCCGGCGCACUAAAGGCCCCCUUCUAACACUCAGGGCCCCACCACUUGGGGCCGAAGCCCCCGCCCCUCUGACAGACGGCGAGACGGGCCCGCCCUCCGACACGGUUUCCCUCCUCAGCCUGCAGACCAUCGCUUCCGACUUGCAAAAAAGCGACUCGGUGGAGCACCUGCGGGGCCUGAGCGACGUCACCAGUCUGGACGGAAGAGAUAUGGAGAGCGAGGAAGGAGAGAGCAGCGGAGGCCGGGAGAGAGGUGGCGACAGAGGAAGCAAGGGGAUGUUCGCCCAUCACAGGAGUGUCAGCCUCUAAAUUAA
Molecule: messenger RNA, 1309 nt
Organism: Nanorana parkeri
Lineage: Eukaryota; Metazoa; Chordata; Amphibia; Anura; Dicroglossidae
Gene: SH3BP5L
Product: SH3 binding domain protein 5 like
Exons: 7
Coding region: 195-1304 (369 amino acids)
Biological process (GO): negative regulation of protein tyrosine kinase activity; intracellular signal transduction
Cellular component (GO): cytoplasm
Molecular function (GO): protein kinase inhibitor activity
Source: RefSeq, a predicted model, not a curated record